Messenger RNA from Pteronotus mesoamericanus, 1507 nucleotides. It is a transcript of the gene MISP3, whose product is annotated as MISP family member 3. Bases 516 to 1175 code for a protein of 219 amino acids. The record is from RefSeq and is a predicted model, not a curated record. NCBI's taxonomy places the organism in Eukaryota, Metazoa, Chordata, Mammalia, Chiroptera, Mormoopidae. The transcript has 3 exons.
GGUGCCGCGCAGGGCACUGUGUCCAGCUGUGGGCAUCACAACUCCGGCUCCAGAAACUCAGGUUUUCGAGCUGCUCUCAACCCCGGACACCGAGGCCCCCGGGCCGGAGAGUGGAGCCCUGGGGUCGCCCGAAGAGCGGGGCCCAGAGCCCCCGGGGUCAGACAGCGAAGUCCCUGGGCGUGUCGCAGGGCAGGUAACCUAGGGCUCCAGGACAGGGGGCGAGGUACCCGUGUCCUCUGCACGGACGCGGAGACCCCCAAGCAAGAUAGCUAAGUGCUCGAGCCAUUAGCCGGGCAGGACGCAGAGCUCACGCGGCCGUGCCCACCAGAGAGCUUUAAGACUCCUGGGUCAGGCAGAGGCGACUCCGAGCCAUUCGGAGCGCGAAGCACCGGGGUCCCGGGAAGUGUCCCGCUCAGGAUCCCUAGACUUCCUCCUCCGGAUCAGACCUAGAAGCCCCUUAGCAGCGUUUUUCUCUGCUCCUUGAGACCCUCCCAACAGUCCCAGAAUAGCCGCUCAUGGAGACGCCCAUCGAGCGCGAAAUCCGCCGCAGCUGCGAACGCGAGGAGAGUCUGCGCCGGAGCCGGGGCCUGAGCCCAGGUCGCGCGGGCCGUGAACUCGUCGAGCUGCGUUUGAGGCCGGUGCUCAGCCUGCCAGGUCCGGGCCCCGCGCUCCCGCGUGCGUUGGAGCGCGCGCGGGCGGGCGCGCAGAUGCAGCGAGACAUCGAGCGGGAGGCCCACCGGCAGGCGGCGCUGGCGCGCCCCGCGACCCCGGAGCCGAGCGCCCGGCCGCCUCCGCAGCCGCUGGGCGAGCUCAAGCGCUUCUUCGAGGCAGCUGGUGGGUGCGGCUUCUCACCGGCGUCUGAGGGCGGCGCGGGGCCUCAGCGGCUACUGGAGCAUGGAAGCCGGCCGCGUUCGGCCGUGCAGGGCCGAUUUCCCGUGCUGGCCCGCGCCCCGCCUCCCAUCGCGCCGUCGCUGCUGGAGCUGGAAGUGCGCGAGGCGCAGGAGCGCGAGCGGGAACUGCAGCGCCAGAGACUUAGUGUCUAUGGCACCGCGGAAAUCAAGGAGCCCGCGCCGAGCCUAAUGGCGAUCAGGGGCGAUGGAAAGCUGGCAGUGAUCUGGCCUCCCCGCAGAAAGGCUUCGGAGAACGGCCUGGAGCAGGAGGAACGGAAGCCUUGAGGUUAGAGCGGGCUGGGAUCCCCGGCCGGAAGUAACAUGGCCCGGCAGAGGACGGGGCGCCCAGCAGUGCCCUCCGGAAAAGCAGGAGUCCUGGAGAGGGGCCGGAGGUCUGCGCCGGGGAAGAUGAACUCUACCAGCCCGUCCUUAACUUUGCUUUGUGAAAUUGACCAGUUUCUCUAUAAAACUGUUAUUCCCCACCCAGCCAGUGAAACUGUCCAGCCCUUCUCCACCUAACUGCAAACCAAGCUAGCCUCUCCCUCCGGCAUUGACUGUCAGAGGACCGGGGUCACCGCCUCAGCUGUCCCCACUCCCCAAUAAAGUCUGUCUUCUUU